AUGUUUUCGAACCCAACACGCUCCUUGCUCGGAGCCGGCAGGCGCUUGAGGGUGCCCCUGUCCGCCCGCUGGCAAUCCACUACUCCUACUCCCAGCCAGCCCAGCGCGCCAUCGCCAUCGCCAGCUCAAGAAACAAAGACAGCCUCCCCGGCCGAGUCCGUGCCAAUUACCGAGGCAAAUGCAGCAAAGUCGACACCUCCCACCAACACCGAACCCGAACUGCCAUCCGAACAACGUGUGAAGGAAUGGUCCGAGCGCAUGGGAGCUCUCGACAACAACGCCCGUCUGCCUCGCAGCGUCCAAGCAGUAUACAUGCGCCCCCUCCGCCGAAAAGCGGAACACGGCCUACCAGUCUGCGAUCUUCAACUCCGAUCCUACAGCGUCGAGAACGUCGAAUUCUUCGCCGACUUCGCCAUCCGCGCCGCGUAUUACCUCAACCUCCCCGUUUCCGGACCCGUGCCUCUCCCCCGUAUCGUCGAACGCUGGACCGUCCCGCGAAGCAACUUCGUGCACAAGAAGAGCCAGGAGAAUUUCGAGCGAAUCACCCUCCGCCGUCUCAUUCAGAUUAAGGAUGGGAAUCCCCAGUCUGUGCAGGCUUGGUUGGCUUUCUUGCGCAAGCAUGCUUUCUAUGGAGUUGGUAUGAAGGCUAAUGUUUGGGAACAUGAGUCUCUCGACGUCGGCAAGGCCAUGGACCAGUCCGCCACCGAAGUCCAAAAGACCCUCGAACCGCACCUCGCCCAAUUCGGCCAGCGCGAGGAUAACUCCGCUGGAAACAACAUAUUCGAUGUUCUUGACAGUGAUCGAUUUACUGAGCGCAAGAGCGCACGGGCGUAA
Messenger RNA from Penicillium waksmanii, 834 nucleotides. RefSeq names its product mitochondrial 37S ribosomal protein uS10m. The transcript is spliced from 5 exons. Gene Ontology annotation, cellular component: small ribosomal subunit; mitochondrion; ribosome. Gene Ontology annotation, biological process: translation. Gene Ontology annotation, molecular function: structural constituent of ribosome. The record is from RefSeq and is a predicted model, not a curated record. NCBI's taxonomy places the organism in Eukaryota, Fungi, Ascomycota, Eurotiomycetes, Eurotiales, Aspergillaceae. The coding region runs from base 1 to 834 and encodes 277 amino acids.